GCAACAAUUUAUUUUAUUACACUAGAGUCUCUUUCAUUUUACAAUUGUUGUAGAUUUAAAUCUGUAUUUGUUACCAGGUAGGUAUGUUGGCUUCUUAUGUUCAUAUGUUGUACAGUAUGAUGGUCGCCCCUGAUGAGAACUACAUAUCGUCUGAGUCAUCCUUUCCGUCUGUGUACAGGUUAUGAUGAAUAAACCAUUCAAAUGAAAGAGAGCAAGAACAGGAUAAGCAAAGAAAGUCACUCAGUGCUUGUAUUGUUGUUAUGCUGCUUGCUUACUUCCCUUGCUUACAGGGAUUCGAACCUUUUGUGUCAUUGUAAAAAUAACCAGUGCUACCCCACCGGCGCUUGCCUCCCUAAUGUGACGUGUGAUGACGGCUACUUCGGAGAGAACUGUCUGUACGAGAAUGUAGCCAAGAUCUCGACGACAAACGCCAGCUACCUGGUCGACUCGAAUGUUGAGACCUGCUCUCCCUUCAUGGAGAAAAAAAGUUUCGCUCAUUUCAGGAUGGCCCGACCUAUGACGUUUACCUUCAUGAGACUUGCAGUGAAAGGGACAAACCACAUCCAAGAUCCCUUCUCGAAAGUGGCUCUAGUGUUUGAGGAGAAAGAGGGGGGCAAAGAGGAGUGCUCAUUGCUGAGGCUCUGGACACAGUCCACAAGGGAGGUGGACCUCUUCUGCCCGGACGUGACGAAGUUCGACGGCGUCACCCUGCAGUGGCAUCUCUUGGAGGUCUGCGAGGUGUACAUAAGUCUUGGAAGAAAUGUCGCCAUCGGUGAGCAGGUCCACGGGAGCUCUUUCCGGUCGAGGCAGACGACUUCAACCAAGGGCGUGGACGGCGAUCUGGGCUCCUGCUACAAAACAGCCGCGAUCGAUCCCGAGCCGAUGCUAGCCAUCUUGUUCUCAGCACCUAAGGUUAUUGGAACGGUGCGUCUCCACAGUUCGUGUGAGGACACGGUACUUCCCUUCGGAGACAAAGUCAACGUAAAUGUCUCUGAGGUUACCCCACCGCCAGAGCCACUGAUGCUGAUGAUCUCCGCCUUCGACGCAGACGAAGAGGAAGUAGCUGUGGUGCAGGGGGUUCAGCUUACCUGCGAGCCCCAGGACGUCUACAUCCCUGCUCUGGUCAGCGUGAGCUCCGUGGUCAUUGAGCUUGACCAGCCUCCUAACGGAAAUGGCUCCGGUUUCAUUUUAUGUGAGGUGGAGAUAUUUGGAGAUUGCCCUAUAGGCAAGGCAGGGUUGCUGUGUAAGGAAAACUGCCCCCGUAACUGCCAAAGACAGUGCAGUGUGAUCAAACAUAAUUGCCAGAGGUGUGUGAAAGGAUUUUUUGGUGCCCAGUGUGAAACACGUGUUCCAUUGUGCGGUAAAUUCAAAUACGGGGACCGUUGUCAGAAAGUCUGUAGACAAUGUCUUAAUGGUGUAUGCGACAUACGAGGUAUCUGCGAGCAGGGGUGUCGACCUGGUUACUCAGGAAGUCAUUGUCAUGCGUACUGUGGAAAUUGUGCCAGGGACGGCUCGUGUAGCGCUAUGACCAGAAAAUGUACAUUUGGCUGUCUGGAGAGAUAUUACGGAGAAACUUGUGAAAAAUAUUGUGGCAACUGUAAAGAAGCCCCAAACUGUUCAAUGCGACUUGAGCCUUGCCCUCAAGGGUGUAUCGCCCCUUUCACAGGGUUGUACUGCAAUGAAACGUGUGGUGGGUGUGCUGGUAAAGGUGGGUGUCACCAAUUCACUCAGAAAUGUGCUGAGGGCUGUCUAUCAGUUUUUGAAGGAACUCGAUGUAACUUACAACUCAGCCCGUCUGCUGUCAUUGAGGACGUUGAAAUGGACGACAGCUUUGUCUACAUUGCAAUGGUCACUCUAAGUGUGGUCAUUCUUGUUUUGUACACCUUGCUGACCAAUAUCCAGGCCAUCGCCAGCGUUUUAAACUUAGGAGAUUAAUAGAGAUUUAGAGACUUACUUUUAACGAUAGAAACUUCCCGAGAAAAAAUUAAUAUGCAACCGAUUCCACAGCGCUUUUGAAACAUAUCUAUUGAUAUAUUUAUUAUUGAAUGUAAGCAAUUUUGUUUAUUUACAGACUGUUGUUUCAUUAUCAAAAUGUUGUAUUUA
This is a messenger RNA of Biomphalaria glabrata, 2103 nucleotides long. RefSeq lists its product as uncharacterized. The transcript is spliced from 14 exons. The record is from RefSeq and is a predicted model, not a curated record. Bases 202 to 1935 code for a protein of 577 amino acids. Lineage: Eukaryota; Metazoa; Mollusca; Gastropoda; Planorbidae.